GUACUAGCACGAGUACUCGAGUACAUCAUGCUCUCCUUUCGUUUCCGCUCCAGCCCCCGGGAUAAUUCAGGGGGUAGGCAUUUUCUACUGCACCGCAGCUUUUGAAGCGCGAAUUCUCGCGGGAAUUACACCGAAGUACUGCACUGCAGACUGCAGUAUCUAUCCGCCUCCGUACUCUUAACAGAAUCCAUAAUUGUAUUCAUAUAUCCCGCCGAAGCACAAUAGAGACAUUUCUGGUGAAAAUCGUGUUAGCCUACCGGUACCGCAAUCCCCCGACCCCCCAGUAUCCACACUUGUGUUGCACUGUGCUGGUGGUCACGGCGGCGUUGUAUGGUAUUCUCCUUGCUUGCAAAAGUCACCGUUACCACACCGGUACCCGCCUUAGGGUUAGGGGUCCACCUCUCACUACCCCUUCUCCACCUCCCUGCAUCAAGUCCAGAUCUUUUUUCCUGAGGUACGGGCAACAACGAACACCACGGUCACAACACACCAAGCUAGAUCGCGACCUUCCCCCUACUCCCGCUUCACUCUACAAUAUUGACUGGACUAUAAUACAUAUACCUCUAAAAGACCAUAGUUACUAUGACCGAACAGAUUAACGCUAUUAUCGAGCCAAAGCUCGAACCGAAAUACGAUCAUUAUGACUUUCCCAUCACCAACCCCAUGACCGGUAGUGGUCACUCCGGCCACGUCAAUGCUGAGCAAAACGCAAAACUCUUUCAGCUAAGGAGCGAGCUCGAGAGUGAGGGGUAUACUGAGAGACUGGAUACUCUGACUUUGGUGUGUUCGCCUCCGUUGAUAAGGGGUUCACGAGCUGACGAGUAAUUCUAGCUUCGGUUUUUGAGAGCAAGAAAGUUCGAUGUCCCAUUGGCAAAGGCCAUGUAGGUCCCCUACCCUGUUUGUUUCUAUGCAGAUAGGGUUUGUCUAUAAGCGAGCGAUGCCCAACUCUGACGAAUGCUUAGGUUCAUCGAUACCGAAAAGUGGCGAAAGGAGUUUGAGGUCGACAAAAUCCUUGCUACCUUUGAAUACACCGAAAAGCCCAAGGUCUUCGAGUACUAUCCUCAAUACUACCACAAGACAGAUAAAGAUGGCCGUCCCGUAUACAUCGAGCAGCUCGGCAAGAUAGAUCUCAACGCAAUCUUAGCCAUUACUACCCAGGAGCGCAUGAUUCAGAACCUCGUCCUCGAGUACGAAAGACUAGCGGAUCCCAGAUUGCCAGCCUGCUCAAGGAAAGCUGGCCAUCUCCUCGAGACAUGCUGUACGAUUAUGGAUUUGAAGGGCGUUGGCGUUACCAGUAUCAGCUCGGUUUACACCUUCCUCAAGCAGGUGUCUGCAAUCUCCCAGAACUAUUAUCCCGAGAGGUAUGCUUCACCAUCUACUUUGCCGAGAUGAUUUAACAAGAACAGACUUGGGAAGUUGUAUAUCAUCAACGCCCCCUGGGGGUUCGCCAGUGCGUUUCGUGUUGUUAGGGCGUUUCUUGAUCCAGUGACCGUACGUCUAUUUGCCCCUCUCUCCUUACCAAGACUAACUUGAGCAGGUUGAUAAAAUCAAUAUUUUUGGUAGUGGGUACCAGGAGGAACUUCUAAAGCAGAUACCCACGGAGAACCUCCCCGUCAUCUUUGGCGGUACCUGCUCCUGCAAGGGGGGCUGCGAGCUGAGCGAUGCCGGCCCGUGGCAAGAGGAGCAAUACACAAAUGCCGCGGUCAAGCCAACAGCUACAACUACAGCGGCCGCACCCGAACCCGCCCCGGCGGUCAUGGCAACCAACACUGCUUAGAUUGGGGUACGAGGUAAUAGAUUUAUGGCGGCUUGACUAGAUGACAAUGUAAUCUUUUCUUACGAGAGGCGGAUACCUGGGCAGUGAGGUUCCGGAGAGAUGUUUGCGUGCGGUUAGUAAAAUAUUAUUCAGAAUUGUGACUGUCU
Messenger RNA from Tuber aestivum (summer truffle), 1923 nucleotides. NCBI's taxonomy places the organism in Eukaryota, Fungi, Ascomycota, Pezizomycetes, Pezizales, Tuberaceae. The record is from the annotation of a GenBank genome assembly.